AUGGUGUGUUUUGUUCAUGAUCGUCAUUUUGUUUCUCAAUUUCAUGCUGCUAUCAAUAAACUACGACAAACCAACGAAUUUACAGUCUUAACAUUACGACAGCUUCCAAAACGAUGUUGUUCAUGUCCUGACAAAAGAAAAAAUGAAGUACUACAAACAACAGAAUCACUUUUAACGUCAAUGGAUCUUGAUCAAUUGCGACUUCUUUGUCUUCAACUUGAUUUAAAACAUUAUGUUAAAACAAAUGUUUCAUCAUCACCGUCAAAAAUUGUUAAUUAUGCAGUUUUACCUUUUCCAACUUUAUUAGAUUCACAAACGGAAGCUACCAUAUCAAAUCAAUUUAUUAUUCGGCAACGAAAACAACUAAGUACUUUACAGAAAAUUCUUCAUUUUGAUGUUCAAUUUGUGACAUCAAACACAUCGAAAAAAUUAUUAAGUGAAGUCGUCCAAUUAAAAUAUGAAUUAGUAGCUCAAUGCUCAAAUUACUUAGAAGCCAUUCAAGCCAUUAAUGGUCUUUGGACUAUUAUUUCAAUAGAAGAUCAAUCACAUAUUGAUAUUGUGAAACAUGUGCUUCAGCGACAGUGGAUACUAUUCAUAAAAAACACUGCCAUAUAUUCUACAAGUACUUCAUACAAUUGGCAAGGGAAUCUUACUUCAAAAGUUGCGAAGAACAAAUCUUCCAGUCUCGGAGCAUCUAAGAUCAAAUAUCAAAAGAUGUUGACGAAACAAGAGAAAAAACGAUCAAAACAUUUACAAAGAGUACAAUCUAUACCAACAAGUUUAGAAAUAUGUGAAGAAUCAGAAGAUGAAGACGAUGCCGUUAUUGAUUCUAUGUCUGAAGAAAUGACACUUAUAAACAAUCAACGGUUCACGUUCCUUUUCAACCGAUACGAAAACACUAAUAAAUGUAGACGACCACGCACUCACCGACGACAACACAUUUUGGCUUUGGCCAUGGCCGCUUAA
Messenger RNA from Rotaria sp. Silwood2, 966 nucleotides. NCBI's taxonomy places the organism in Eukaryota, Metazoa, Rotifera, Eurotatoria, Philodinida, Philodinidae. The record is from the annotation of a GenBank genome assembly.